Thamnophis sirtalis is the source of this 2655-nucleotide messenger RNA. Lineage: Eukaryota; Metazoa; Chordata; Lepidosauria; Squamata; Natricidae. The record is from RefSeq and is a predicted model, not a curated record.
AAAUCUGCUUUCACACUUUUUCUGCCUUUUACAGAGAACCAAAAGCAGUCCUUGAUAUUUUUCAAAUCGCCUCUUCUCUGUGAUGUAGCUGAAAGAACAACUGAACGUCUGCCUCAGGAUCUUGUGUCUUUUGAGGAAGUGGCUGUGUAUUUCUCUGAGGAGGAGUGGUCCCAGCUGGAUCCUGACCAAAAAGCUCUUCAUGGGGAGGUCAUGCUGGAGAAUUCCAGGAAUCUGGCUUCUCUAGGUAAGCAUCUAACUCGCCCAGUGGUCAGUUGCCAAUUUUCUGGUUCAGGUGCGCAUGCGCACAAGCGUCCAGGUGGGUGGGCGGAGCCUUCUGCCGCCACUACUACUGGUUCGCCUGAUCCGGGCCAAACCGGAAACAACCCACCUGUGAACUCACCACAGAACAAGAGUUACACUAAUAUCAAAGAAAUGGUGGAAGGGAAAAAAGAGAAGAUGGAGGGACAACACUUGGCAGAUGCAGGAACUGGAAAAAGCCCUCUUGCUCCUCAGCCUUGGAGUUAUGGGAAGAAUUGGUCAAGUCUUAGGCAGAAAAUGCAGGAAGUGGGAACUAACACUUUAGAGAUCCAGUGCUGUCAUUUCAGAAAAGUACAGUUCCAGAAGGUGACUGGGCCCCGAGAUGUUUGCAGUCACCUUCACCGCCUUUGUCUUCAGUGGUUGCAGCCAGAAAGACACACAAAGGCUCAGAUGCUGGACCUGGUGCUCCUGGAGCAGUUCCUGGCUGUCCUUCCCCCAGAGAUGGAGAAAUGGGUGCGGGAGUGUGGAGUGGAGACGAGUUCCCAGGCGGUGGCCCUGGCUGAAGGGUUCCUGCUGAGCCAGGAGGAGGAAAAGAUGCAAGAAGAGUUCCAGAUAACCUUGGAAGCAGUCACUGAAUAUGCCACGGGAUGGAAAGAAUCGUCCAAACUCUCUGAAGAAGUGCUUAAGGAGAUCUUCCAGAAAAAUGAAAAUCAGGAUACCAUGUCAGAGAACCAAAACCAGUCUUUGGUAUUUUUAGAAUCAACUCCCCUUCAUGAUGUAGCUGCAAGAGCGACGGAACCUCUGUCUCAGGAUCUUGUGUCUUUUGAGGAAGUGGCUGUGUAUUUCUCUGAGGAGGAGUGGUCUCAGCUGGAUCAUGAUCAAAAAGCUCUCCAUGGGGAGGUCAUGCUGGAGAAUUCCAGGAAUUUGGCUUCUCUAGAAAAUAAUGUCCAGGAGGAUAAGAACUACAAAGAACAAUGCCAAACAAUCCAGCCAAAAGAGGAAAAAGGGAAGUUUGCCGAUCAGCUGAAACCAAAAAGUGAUGAGAGAAACCGAUCACAAAAUGGAAUUAAAAAAAGCUUUUCUUGGAUCAGUCGACUUACUUACCAUAGAAAGAUCCAUACAGAAGAAAGACCCUAUAAAUGCCUGGAGUGUGGCAAGAACUUUUCUAAAUCCAGUCACCUAAUUUCCCACAAAAUGACACAUUCAAAAGAGAAACCAUAUACUUGUAUCGAGUGUGGAAAGGCCUUCCGUGAUAAUUGCUCUCUUAGAAGCCACCAGAGGAAUCACAAUGGAGAAAGGCCCUAUAAAUGCAUGGAGUGUGGAAAGACUUUUACUCAAAGUGGUAAUCUUACUUCUCAUAAAUUCAUCCACACAGGGGAGAAACCAUAUAAAUGCACGGAGUGUGGAAAGACGUUUACUCAAAGCAGUAAUCUUACUUCCCAUAAAAGAAUUCACAAAGAUGGGAAGACAUAUAAAUGCAGAGAAUGUGGAAUGGGUUUCUGUGAAAAUACGUCCCUUAUGGAACAUGAAAGGAUCCACAUAGUGGAGAAACCAUAUAAGUGCAUGGACUGUGGAAAGGGCUUUUCUCUAUCCGAUCACCUCAUUUCCCAUGAAAUGACCCAUUCAGAAGAGAAACCACAUACCUGCUUGGAGUGUGGAAAGAUUUUCCCUGAUAAUUAUUCCCUCAGGGGCCAUCAAAGUAACCACAGGGGAGAAAGACCCUAUAAAUGCAUGGAGUGCGGAAAAACCUUUGCUUGGAGCAGUCAUCUUUCUUCCCAUAAAAGAAUCCACACAGGGGAGAAGCCAUAUAAAUGCAUGGAAUGUGGGAAGAAUUUUAGUACCAACAGCUACCUUACUGCCCAUAAACGGAUCCACACAGGGGAGAAGCCAUAUCUAUGUGUGGAGUGUGGAAAGAGCUUUAGAAGGAGUAGUCUUCUGACUUACCAUAAAAAGAUCCACACAGGAGAGAAGCCAUACCAAUGCAAAGAGUGUGGGAAGAGUUUCAACAGGAAUAGUAAUCUAAAAUGUCAUGAAAGAGUCCACUUGAAAGAGAAGUCUUAUAACUGUGUGGAAUGUGGGAAGAGUUUUAGAAAUAGUAGCCAACUUACUUCCCAUAAAAGGAUUCACCCAGAGGAGAAGCCAUACAAAUGCAGAGAAUGUGGGAAGAGGUUCAGAAAUAGGAGCCAACUUACUUCCCAUAAAAGGAUUCACCCAGAGGAGAAGCCAUACAAAUGCAGAGAAUGUGGGAAGAGGUUCAGAAAUAGGAGCCAACUUACUUCCCAUAAAAGGAUUCACCCAGAGGAGAAGCCAUACAAAUGCAGAGAAUGUGGGAAGAGGUUCAGAAAUAGGAGCCAACUUACUUCCCAUAAAAGGAUUCACCCAGAGGAGAAUUAUUAA